GGGCAAUUUAAAGAAUCACUACCCAGCCAGGCAGAAGUUGUCGGGGCCACAAAAUGGUGUGUAUUCCGGCAAACAGAAUUGUCGCGUUCUGUGGUGGAGAACGCGGUUCGGGAGCGUAUGACACGCAUGCGCACGACCACUGUGGACUUGUUGCAGUUUCACUGGCAAGAUUACUCCGACAAAGGAUAUCUCACCGCCCUCCAAAUUCUUCAAGACCUUCAGAAUGAAGGGCUCAUCAGCGCGGUCGGCCUGUGCAAUUUUGAUGCCAUACGAACAGAUGAAAUAUGUACACAAUUGGGGCCUGGUUUCAUCGUUUCAAAUCAAGUUCAGUUCUCCUUAAUUGACACUCGGCCCCUGCACGGGAUGGCAGAUGUAUGUGAACGACACAACGUGAAAUUAUUAACAUAUGGCACGCUUUGCGGUGGAUUUUUGGCAGAUCAGUGGUUGAAUCAGCCAGAACCAGACCUCUAUUCCGGUGUUUUGACGCCAUCUCAGCGCAAGUAUCUCGAUAUGAUUUUGAAGGCCUGGGGAAGCUGGGCACUUUUCCAGUCCCUCCUGGCAGUGCUGCGUGAUAUCGGUGAUCGUCAUGGGGGGCUAAGCAUUGCAAACAUAGCCACACGAUGGGUCCUUGAUCACUCUUUUGUCGGAGCUGUAAUCAUUGGCGCCCGUUUGGGAGUUUCUGAACACAUUGACGACAAUAACCGUGUUUUUGGUUUCAGGUUGACUGACGAGGACAAUCAUGCCAUUGAAGCGGUACAAGCUCGGUCAAAUGGCCGCCGGAUGAUCACCUUGAUAGGGGACUGUGGGGCCGAAUACCGCUAGUUGAACAUGGCUGUACACUAUUAUCUUUCUGUACAGCUAUUCAUCUUGUGAUUGUGGUGUAUCUUUAAUAAGAACUAGAACAUUAGAUCUGUGCGCACAUCUUCGCGAUCAAAUCAUUAACGUGCCAGAGAUAUUAUACUAUUGUCAGAACGAAGAUCUGUAUCAUUGUAGGGUCCGAAGUUUGAUGCCAUGCCCAGCCUUCAGUCAUGAACGUUUUUCCAUGUGAUUUUUCAACCCUCAACCUUAUGAUCUUAUCGCUGUGAACACCAACAUCGCGAGCCACAUCGGUUCUGUACGCCGUCUUUGCUGUGUUGUUUAGCGUGUAAGAUCCGGAACUCGUGGAACUUCAUCCGUACUUUGUGGGCUUCGGAGCUUACUUUUUUU
Molecule: messenger RNA, 1206 nt
Organism: Suillus subaureus
Lineage: Eukaryota; Fungi; Basidiomycota; Agaricomycetes; Boletales; Suillaceae
Product: NADP-dependent oxidoreductase domain-containing protein
Exons: 6
Coding region: 118-822 (234 amino acids)
Source: RefSeq, a predicted model, not a curated record